Molecule: messenger RNA, 3977 nt
Organism: Myripristis murdjan (pinecone soldierfish)
Lineage: Eukaryota; Metazoa; Chordata; Actinopteri; Holocentriformes; Holocentridae
Gene: tbcb
Product: tubulin folding cofactor B
Exons: 7
Coding region: 205-945 (246 amino acids)
Biological process (GO): tubulin complex assembly; cytoplasmic microtubule organization; post-chaperonin tubulin folding pathway
Cellular component (GO): nucleus; cell cortex; microtubule plus-end
Molecular function (GO): microtubule plus-end binding; alpha-tubulin binding
Source: RefSeq, a predicted model, not a curated record
GUUGUCGGUCUCUAAGCUGGGCCCUAACUUCCAUGCUGGCUGUGCGGUCCUCCCAUUGAGCUCCUGUGCUUGUGAUCUGAUCCGAUCCGCGGCCUAGCGCUAGCUGCCAACACGUCUACAGACUGAUCGUUUCCCCACGAAGUUCUGGUAUCAGCGAAGGAUUAUACAUAAUUUGGUUUGGUGUUAGCACAGACACAUUGGACAAUGGACGGAGGAGUGACAGUCAUCACCAACCCCACUGUGAAUUUGCGCUUGACCAGCACUCUCAUUGCGUUUGAGACUCAGCGCAGAUUCAACAAAGGUAUCAGCAUAGCGGAGUUUAAGGGGAAGUUGGAGCUUCUUGUGGGCACACCUGCCUCCUGCAUGGACCUGGAGCUGUUCAGCAUCAGCGACAAGUUCCUGCAGAAACUUGAUGAGAACGAAGCCCUGCUCGGUUCCUAUCCUGUGGAUGAUGACUGCAGAAUACAUGUCAUUGAUCGAAGUGGCGCUCAGACAGGGGAGUACACUGACGUAUCUAAAGUGGAGAAGUUUGAAAUCUCAGAUGAUGCUUAUGAAAAAAGAACAGAAUCUGCUCGGUCAUUCAUGAAGAAACAUCGCAUUGGCCGCUACAAUGAGGAAGAAGUGGCCAAGAAGGAAGCUGAGCUUGCUACUCGGGAGGCCGAGGAAAAGGCCGCUGCUGAUGCCAUCGCCGUCGGCAGCCGCUGCCAAGUUCAAGUCUCUGGGCAGCCCACUAAGCUUGGCACAGUUAUGUAUGUUGGUACGACAGAUUUCAAGCCAGGCUAUUGGGUGGGUGUGAAGUAUGAUGAGCCACUGGGUAAACACGAUGGGAGUGUCAAAGGGAAGCGGUAUUUUGAGUGUGAGAACAAAUAUGGUGCAUUUGUGAAGCCCCUGAGUGUGGUGGUGGGAGACUUCCCGGAGGAGGAUUAUGGCCUGGAUGAAAUGUAAGGCGAGGACGUCACCUUGUCAAAGGGGUGGAGGUGAUUUCAGAUUUCAGUCAGCAGUGACCUCCUGACGUCGUUAGUGUGCCAACACGAGAUGACAGGAGUGGCACCGUGUUUGCAACUGAUGUCAUCGUUGUGUUUUGUGCUAGUGCAGGAAGGCGUGAGUCUAAAUCCAAAGAGCUGUGUCAGAAGGUUUUUAGUAACCUCUGUUGUUCCCUCAGAAACACCAGUGCAACCUGUUCAAGGUGUCUUUUUGGUAGAACUUGGGGUGUUAAAUAUGAGCAUAACAAAGGAUGUUCACUAAAGAGGAGCUCAGAUCAACAAGGUUUGAUAAAGAACAGUUUAAAAAAUAUCUUUGUUGCAUGUAAACUCAGCAUAAUGAGGGUUUUGAAGUGUUCCUUCAUUAAAUCACUUCAGUUUCGUUCACUGUCUGUAGUUGUACUCUGUGCUCCCUGCUUGUCACAGUAAGGGAGUCAGUUCUUCGUUCUCUGUAAUCUAACAAGCUGUUAGGCAGUUUGGAUACCAGCUUCAUCGCCACUUUGUUGAUCUGUUAAGUCUGAUCAGUCUGUACAAAGAUAAUUAUGUAUAAUUGUUUAUACUUAGCUAGACCUACCUAGUUAUUUUAUUAAUGUUUGUUUAAGACUGUAAAUAGUUAAGAGACUGGCACAAAGAUAUUUUUGGCUUGUACAACUGUCUGUUGAAGGAAAAAUUCACCCAUCAUUUAAACACUGUUUAAAAGACACAAUUGGCCAUGUGCUUGCAUUCCAUUUUGUUGUCCUCUGUAUUAUUUUUAUUUUUAUUUUGUCGUAGAUAAGUGGCCAUAUAGUGAUGGCAUGGUGUCACAUCAACAGUUCCUGCUCAGCUACAGUUUAGAUGUUUUAAGACAUCAGAGGUGGACACAAGGAUGUGUUGUCAGAAUUAAAGAGAAAAUGUUUAUUUCUGCAUUCACUAUUGUGCAUGGAACUUAAACAUUCAUAAGUUCCAAGACCGUAAUGCAAAGCCACUUCAGAUAUAUUUUGAGUAAAAGGCAAGACUCUCUGCUUUCUCUCUGCUGGAAAGUAUCAGGCUCUUGCCUUUUCUUGCACUAUAAUAUUGCUCUUUCCAACAGUGCAAAUCCCAGAUCCAUGUAACAGGCUUGGAUGGAUUUUCAGGGAUCUGUCAAAAGUCAUUCUGGGAAACGUGGGAAAUCAGUAAUUGAAGUGCAGAACAACAGAAAGGCAACUGUCAACACUUAAAGGUGGAAUGAAGUACAUUGAAUUCCACAGAUUUAUUCAUAACAGUGUGAGAAUAUCUGAGGCUGGAGUUUUCCUUUCAACAGCGUGAAAUGUUUCGACUUUGUCCUUUUUUUUUCUUGGCAGCCCUGUUCAGUGGGAUAUUCGACAAAGCAAGAUUAGAAAGUUAACCAGAUACCUGUGGUUAGGGAACUGAUACGUCCUGGUGUAUCACUUCAGUGUUGUCACCAGGCUGUAUCAGUGCACUAUCACCAGUGUCCUCAGUGUUGAACAAAAUUUCAGAAGAUAGUUUGUGGCACUUGCUAAAGUUAUGUUGUUAUGUGGAAAAGACCCCUGGACCUCCUUCUGCCAAUGUUGUGGAUAAAUGAUGCAGUUAACCUGAUUAUUCUGUUACUGAACCCCUCACUUGAUUUAAUUUUUGUUGGAGUUUCAAUCCUCUGCACUUUACUAAAAAGUCAUGAACAUGUCUUUCGGAGGAGAUUAAUCACCAGGAGAAAAUAUUUGAAUUGCAUAAAUUUGGGUUUGCUGUCCUAACAUUGAACCAUUGAAAUGAUAAUAAUAAUAAUAAUGAUGAUAAUUAAUGAAUGUUUUGAAUUUGUACCCAGUCCUCAGGCGUUUGUCUUAAUGAAUUCUGACUGAAUUGAGAAAACAUCACCUGUAGUGACAUUCAGUAUCAAAUUGUGCAUUACAUUUUUAAAUUCAUUUAUUUAAAAAAAAAAAUGCAUAAAUUGAAUUCAGUAUUGCAAUGUGAGCAUGUUUAUGCAGUUAAAAUACAGUCUCUUAUGGCACUAAUCUCCUUCCGUACUUGUGGCAGGCUUAAUUUUUGUUGAUAAGGUUUUGGUUUGAGGUGAGGCAUAGCUAGCUGGAGGGGAUGAUAUUUUCUGAAACGUGCAGACGGUGUUAUUUCUGCCUGGCGUAUCCUUUGUUUAAACUUAAUACAAGCCAUGUUUUUACUGAGAUUCAUGAUGCACCUUUACAGAUAUUCUUCUGACCACAAACAAUUAUAGCACCAUUACAACUUAUCACACAUUUGUUAACAGGCUGAAUGUCCAAAGUUAAUAUUCAAAACAUACAAGCCCCGGCCAAACCAGUUCUACUGCCACGUGUUGACUGCUUCUGUGUGUCUUAAGCCCUUUUCACUCGGCUAACACACUUAGCCCGGGGUUAAGGAUUCACACUCGGUGCCCAAGGUUAGUGUUCUUAUAACACGUGUAGCACAGUUUUGAUUGGAUGACAAACCCUCUGGUGCUAUAACCUCGAUUCACGCUGUAGUCCUUAACCCUGACUUUUUGAUGGCCUGAGAGAGGGGACAUCCCACAGUCUAAGUUGUAAGUGUGAAAAGAGAGUUAACCCAGGGCCAAGUGUGAAAAGGGCUUCUGUCACAGAUUAUCAUUUUGUGUCCAGUCUCUUUGUCAGUAGUCUGUAAUGCCGCUGUUCAGCCACUUCUGUCACUCCCCAGUCGACUGUUUACCUUUACAACGCUUCUCAAACAGGUGACAGUAUUUUAUUCUUUCUUUAAUUUGUUGCCUGUUCAAAAUGAUCAACUCAUGAAAGUGAUAACUUUCCAUGCUUUCUCAUCCUCUAAAACGUAGAGAAGUGUAAAUACUCAAAGGAAGAUGAAUUAUUCUUGUAGUUUCUUUUCAAUGAAAUGCCCCCUCCCUACCCCCCGCACACACUUACAUCCCAAAAAAUGAAAUGUUGUCUCUUUACCUUUUUUUUAAUUUUAAAGGUGCUGGUGUUUUUUUAUAUGUGCCAAAGGAUUAUUCUAUCUUAUGCAUAAUAAAAUUGACUUGCCAGUACAGUA